Symbiodinium sp. CCMP2456 is the source of this 1446-nucleotide messenger RNA. Lineage: Eukaryota; Dinophyceae; Suessiales; Symbiodiniaceae. The record is from the annotation of a GenBank genome assembly.
AUGGGCUGCUUCGAAUCGCGAACAUCGGUGCCGGAGGCUGCCGGCAAGGUGCAUGAUGUCGGCAGGGCAGUCCCGAAGCCAACAGAGGGUGUCAUGGACGACGACUUGGACUGGAUUACUGGUGACAAAUCUCCGGUGACACCUGCCCGAGCAUUGGCUACGUCUGAGAGGAAUGCAGGCUACUUGGCAGAUGCACCUCUCGAUGUCGUUGUCCAAAUAGAGCUGGAAGGUGGAUGGCGCGAUUGCUCGACGGAAGAGACGCGAGCAAUCUGUCAACACUUGGCGAAGGGGGAGACGGCAUUUCAGAUUCACGCCCGUGGCCAAAACUACUACAUUGACUUUUCACGUCCCGAUGAGGGUGGCAUUCAGGCAAACGUGAGCACGGGCAAGAAGCGGAAGCUCCGAAUACUGGACAAGGAAGAAGACGAACCGGUUGCGGAGGAAGACGUCGGUGGUUCGGCAGAUCCUUCUGGAUCGAGCGCAGCAGCAUCUCCAGAAGUCUCUUUACAGCGGUCGUACGGACCUCAAAGCAAGCGUGGCGGCGCCUCCAUGCACCCGUACAAGGUCUUGGAGGGGAAUGAUCACGCCAAGAAAUGCUUCGCCCAGUUCGAAGCCAACGAGGCCAGGUUAUGCGGCGAAUGGGCAGUAUUCUACCAUUCGUACUCAUUUGCUGCACUGAUAUACGAAGUGCAUGCCGCGGUUGGGAGCGUUCUCUUCCGCUUCCGGUCGCAGUAUGCAACGCUUCCGCGCAUACUAGUGCAUGAAUUUAAGGAGACACCGGAUGCUACAAUCCUGAAGAAGAGGUUCAACGAAGAGUUCGCGACCAAUAAGCGUGAUCAUCAUCCAGAUUUUCGCAGAGUUGGGUUGUCCGUGAUGUGCUCGUUGGCAUCGACGGGGCCUGAGGCUUGCGUUGCCAUGGUCUUCAUCGCAGGCUACAGCUGCAAGGACCUAUCGUUUAGAGGUGUGCUGGAAAAUCUCUUGGAGAGCUGCUACGUGCCCAAAGCGAAGGUUCGGAAGCUCGCCGACGAGAUCAUUGCCAUGUCGGAGAAGCAUGGAUUGGACGUUUCGCAGUUCGGCGGAAAGGCUUGUCAUAGCGGAAAGCCUGGUCACCUAAUGCAGCUCUUCAUCAAGCGUCACCUUGUGGACAAGCUUGUCUACGCUGCCAAACCCUAUGGACCGGUGGAUGACGAGCGAAUGCCAAUUUCAAAAUGGCUGGACAGCAACAGUUCAACCCAAAUUGGGCAGGCGCGAGUGCUGGCACAUCCAAAGUACUUCAUGCAGGCAAAUUGCGUCAGAAUGUUCGUGGCCAGCGCGGAUCCCACGUUCCACAGGAACAGACAGGAAUUUCAGAACGAGUUGAUCCAGAAGCUGAGCCUGAUCUUGGGCGAGCCGUCGCUGAGGGAGCGGGCGGCGACAGGCAUCUAUGGCGGCACGCCCUGUCCUUAG